AUGUCAGACCAUCGAAAUGGAAGUGCACAAGCUGCCAAUGGAAAAUCUAGUGCAGCUGGUUCAGCCUAUGCUAUUGAUCUGACUACAUUUCAAACUAUACUGAAGUCAUUUUACAAUCACUGGGAUGAACACAAAGCAAAUAUCUGGGGCUCUUCUGAUGCAGUUGAUGUCGCAUGUCCUCCACCUUCAGAAGAUCUAAGAUACCUAAAAUCUACUGCUCUAUUCUUGUGGCUCCUUGGAUUUGAGUUCCCGGAAACAAUUAUGGUUUUCACAAAGGCGCAGAUCCACAUAUUGUACAGCCAAAAGAAGGCAUCUAUUAUUGAAUCUGUCAAAAAAUCUGCCAGAGAGUCAGUUGGUGUGGAGAUUGUAUUGCACGUCAAGCCUAAAAAUGAUGAUGGAGCUUCUCUUAUGGAAGCUAUUAACCGUGCGCAUCCGCUACCGUCAACGACCUUGGCUAGUAACUUUCGUUUUCGACACGGUUCAGUACUUUCUUCUCUAGUUUUCUUUUUUUCCUGCAGUUUGAAAUGGUUAAAGGUUUGUUUGGAUUGA
Messenger RNA from Vicia faba (fava bean), 549 nucleotides. The record is from the annotation of a GenBank genome assembly. Lineage: Eukaryota; Viridiplantae; Streptophyta; Magnoliopsida; Fabales; Fabaceae.